AUGCCCAAAAAAGUCUCAUUAGCAGACGCACCAGCUGAAUGGGAAAAAUAUAUGAUAUCUUCCCAUGAUACAGAGCAUUCAUACGAGUACUACUUAAGAUCCUCGCCAGAUCUUGACCACGUCAGUCUUGAACCACACGACUUCAUAGAAUGGGACGAAGAGGAUAGUGAUGAAGAGGAUGCUACAGCUCUCGAUAUAUUUGUAGGGCUCCCUCACUAUGUGCUUGCUAUUGUCCUCGCCACAAAAUCUGCCUUCCCGUCUUCUCUCACCUCCACUACUGUGUGA
This is a messenger RNA of Penicillium taxi, 285 nucleotides long. RefSeq lists its product as uncharacterized. NCBI's taxonomy places the organism in Eukaryota, Fungi, Ascomycota, Eurotiomycetes, Eurotiales, Aspergillaceae. The transcript has 2 exons. Bases 1 to 285 code for a protein of 94 amino acids. The record is from RefSeq and is a predicted model, not a curated record.